AUGGGAUUUUGGAGCAAACUCAAGAGGGAACUUGAGGGUCCAGAAAUUACUGAGACAAGAAAGAUCGUGAAUGAAGAUUUGUCUCCUCUGUUGUCUGAUCAUAAUUCAAAGAGCAGUCUCAAUAAGGAUCGUACCUAUGUGAUCGAGGAGGGACCGUUAGACAUCGAUGAGCCCUACAUCGAUCUUGAUCUCAAGCUCAGCCCGGAGGAAGUGCAAUAUAGAGAAACGUCUACAAGCUUCAAAGUAAAGCAGUUUUUCUGGGAUGGAACUAACAAGCAUCCAAAAGAGCAGAAGUAUCUCUGUAAAUUGGACUUCUUUCUUCUUAGUUCAUCGAUGUUAGGAUAUUUCAUAAAGAACUUAAAUCAGUCGAAUAUCACCACCGCCUAUGUUAAUGGUAUGGAUGAGUACUAUCAGAUGAACCAAAAUCAAUACAACUAUCUCAUCACCCUCUGGACAAUUGGGUAUAUCAUUGGCCAAAUACCUUCGAAUUUGAUCUUGCAUAGGAUUUCGGCACGUUAUUACCUAGGUGGGCUCGAAAUUCUGUGGGCUGUGCUAACAUUACUAAUGAUCACUUGCAAAGAUAUCAAUUCCCUCUAUGCUGUGAGAUUUUUUCUUGGAUUUUUGGAGUCAGGCUACUUCCCAGGCUUAGAAUACUUGGUGGGUAGUAAUUACUCGGCAUCUGAGCUCUCGACUAGAUCGGCGUAUUUCGCUGUGGCCGGAAAUGCAGCAGGAUUGAUUUCUGGUCCAUUACAGCUAGCAGUGUUGAAGCAUUUCAAUCAUUCUUCCAUGCCUCCUUUUAAAUGGAUGGAUAAGAAUUUGAAAGAGUAUAAGCAGGCGAACUUUGACGAUGCCAAUUCUGACGAAGGGGUGGUUGGCGCCUCUGUCUCGCAUUAUGUUAAGCAACCGUGA
Molecule: messenger RNA, 909 nt
Organism: Candidozyma haemuli
Lineage: Eukaryota; Fungi; Ascomycota; Pichiomycetes; Serinales; Metschnikowiaceae
Exons: 2
Coding region: 1-909 (302 amino acids)
Biological process (GO): transmembrane transport
Cellular component (GO): membrane
Molecular function (GO): transmembrane transporter activity
Source: RefSeq, a predicted model, not a curated record